Marchantia polymorpha subsp. ruderalis is the source of this 2693-nucleotide messenger RNA. The record is from the annotation of a GenBank genome assembly. Lineage: Eukaryota; Viridiplantae; Streptophyta; Marchantiopsida; Marchantiales; Marchantiaceae.
CGGGCUCGAGCGAAACCGCCUUCACAGAGAUCCGCCCAGCAGCAGAUUUCGGAAGAAGCUUUCUCAUAAGACGCGCAGAAAUCGGUCCAGAAGGGAAUUUUACAUCUCUGUUGUUCAUUCGUCGUCUUCUCGUCUCGUCACUUCUCUCUCUCUUCUCUUUUCUCGUAGAGUGUGCGGCUUCCGGGCUAUAAUUUGUCUUGAGUGUAGCUGCUGGGGGUAUGGAGGCUUGAGAAUUUGAGGCUCCUGGUUGCAGCAAAUUCUACAGGAGGGCCCGCUGAUGUCAAUCAUUGUUUUUGACGGGAGAAUCUGCAUGUUUUGACGAUUGGACACAUGAGAAAAUCGUAGAAUACAGUUCGUCCCAUUAGACUGAUAUCUGCAGUAUACCUUCGUCGAUCGUUUCUGCUUCUCUCGUUCUUGAGCCCUUUUGGUCCGUGUAGAUUUGUUAAAUUGUGCGGGAACUGAUCGAUUGCGCUCGAAUUGCUUCCGGACGUGGACGUAGGCGUAUGAGAUAUGGCUGUGGAGAGUGGACCCAAGUCCAAAGGCUCUGCUCUCCGCGCAGAUUGUGAGAUGUAAGUUCCGAAUUUGGCGAAAAGCUUCGUGGAACGCCACUGGCAGUUUUAUCAGUUCUGGGGGACGGUGAGAAAAAUUCUCUUCUAUCCGGAGGUGGUUACCUUACGAAUCUCUUAGGCCCAUGGCGACGCGAGGACUGCGCGUGCUGGCGAAAAGCUCGACCCCUCUUCUACGGCGCACGCUAUCCAAUUCGAUAUCCGAAACUCGACCAUGUGCUCGAAUUUUGGACGCUGAAUGCUCCGGUGCCGCAGCGCUGCCAGCGCGAGGAUCCUGCGGCGUUCCAGCUCGGUCUUAUGGCUCUGCGACGAACCGAACGGCGGAUACAGAGCUCAGCAAGAAUUGGUCCAAGACACCACCGGCAGCACGACGGUUGAGUGGAGAACCCGAGAAAGCUUUCUCCGACGAUGAGGACCACGAGAUUCUGGAUUACCCUGGGGCGAAGACGAACUUCACGCAUGAAAUGACUUUCAUUCCCGAAACCGCUGCCGAGCCCGUUCCUUGCUUCCGUCUGCUCAAUGACUUCGGCCAGCCCCUUCCAUGGGCUAAACUUCCACAGAUGGACGCAGAACUGGCUACCAAAAUCUACCGUAACAUGGUCAAUCUCCAAACCAUGGACGCCAUAUUCUACGAAGCCCAACGGCAGGGAAGGUUCAGUUUCUACUUGACUACGCACGGAGAGGAGGCCAUCAACAUUGCCUCGGCUGCUGCCUUGUCCCCGCAGGACGUCGUCUUCACACAGUAUCGGGAGCCCGGAAUUUUGAUGUGGCGGGGCUUCACAAUGCAAGAUUUCGCCGAUCAGUGCUUCGGGAACGCAGCCGAUCUGGGAAAAGGUCGACAAAUGCCUGUGCACUAUGGCUCACGUGAGCUCAAUUGCCCCACCUUAUCGUCCCCCAUUGCGACGCAACUCCCGCAAGCGGUGGGUGCAGCUUAUGGCUUGAAGAUGUCCAGGAAAGACGCUUGCUCGGUGGCUUACUUUGGCGAUGGUGCUUCCAGUGAGGGCGAUUUUCAUGCAGCUUUGAAUUUUGCAGCCAUUCUGGAGACGCCGACAAUCUUCAUCUGUAGAAACAACGGUUGGGCUAUCAGUACUCCAACGAACGACCAGUUCAGAAGUGACGGAAUAGUGGUUAAAGGGCGAGGGUACGGGAUACGGAGCAUUCGUGUGGAUGGCAUGGAUACUUUGGCGCUGUAUUGUGCGGUCAAGGAAGCUCGAAAGAUAGCCAUCGAGGAGAGCAGACCUGUACUCAUAGAGGCACUGAGCUAUCGCGUUGGUCACCAUUCCACGUCCGACGAUUCAUCUAAAUACAGGAAGAAAGCGGAGAUUGAGCACUGGAAGCUCGUUCGUGAUCCAGUCAACAGAUUUAAGAAGUGGAUAGAAGCUCAGGGCUGGUGGGAUGCAAAAUCCGAGAAGGCGAUUCGAAGUGAAGCGAGAUCUUCGGUUAUCGCGGCCAUGAACAAGGCAGGUCAGAAGCAAAAACCAGAAUUGUCUAAUCUUUUCACGGACGUGUACGACUCCCUUCCAUCCAACCUGAGAGAGCAAGAAUUGCAACUUCGUGAUGUUAUUGCCAAAUAUCCUCGUGGAUAUCCCACCGAUGUGCCUUUGUAGAUAGUUCGGAUUGUACAUAGUUCCGAAUUCUGUACCGAGUAUUGUUCAUACGAUUGUACCAGUGGUGGUGAACCUAGAAUGUCGAACGUCGUUGGGAUACCGACCUGGGCCAUCUCGGUCACAUGAGCGUUGGGGCCAUCUAGAUUGGGAGCGUGCCCAUGGAAGGACGUACAUAACAAGAUAUAUUACAGUAAAACCAACUGUCAGUUCCAUCAGAGCUCUUCAGGACCUGAAACGAAGUACUCUACUCUAGAACGGUUAGAAGUGUUGAAUAUAGCGCCAGAACGGUACUGUCCUUGGGGUACAGACACGGGCAAACGGGGUCGGAGGCCGUCAACUGUAGAGGUAUUCGUUUAGUGUGCACGGAAUGUGAUUGAUUACUAUUGUAGCCAUUGUAUAGAACGAAAAUUUGUGAGAAGUCAGCAGCAAGUGAUUCACUUCGUGUCUCAUCUCGAAAGAGAACUUCGUGGCUCAGAUGUACAAUAUUGUGUCCCAAAAAGAUAAUUACCAUUGAUACGCU